AUGGAGAAGGUGAACAUCGAACCAUGUGUGAAGAUGGACACCCAAACCCUUGAUCUUCUCAAGAUAAAAGAUGAUGUCACAUGGUAUAUAAGGAAGCUAGGCUUGAGCAAGCUCUUCAAGCUAGAGUUUAGUGAGUACUCACAACUCAGUAAGGAGUUCCUCUCCACAGUAGCUCUUGCCUUUCCCAACCACAAUGGAGACCAACCAGCUGCACAUGACUUCAAGGAGAACUCAAAGAGGAAACAAGCUGCCUUUGCUGAUUGGACACACUUUGCCAAUGAACCAUUCUUGCCUUCAAGGUCAAAGGUGUCUAGAAUCACCCAUCCAGCCAUUCGCUAUGUGCACCGCCUCAUCUCCACCACUUUCCAAUGCAAACAAGAAGCCAACAAGGUCACAACUGAUGAGUUCUACAUCCUCACCACACCAUUCAUCAAGCAUGAGUACAAGGCCAACCUUGGUCUUUUACUUGCCAAGACAUUUAUCAAUGUGAGGAAGCUAGCUCAAGACUUGGAAGGCAACAAGAAGCUUUGUGUUCGUUUUGGGAGGCUUAUCACGGCCAUAGUACUGCAUGUGGGGAUUGACAUUCCCAACUAUGAGCCACUACCCAAGCCAACCCCUUUGGAUCUCCAUGCUCUUCAGCACAUCCACUUCCUAAACCGUUGGACUAAAGACCCAACUCGGUUUUGCUAUGAGUUUCCAAUUGGUCCAGCCAACACUUCCCUUGUCUUGCUGCCACAUGAAGACAUCCCAAGCCUACGCUCAGGUGUUGUCACUUUCCAGCCCAAUGAGGAAGACUUCUAUGUUCCAUCAAGUGAGAAACCAUCAUUCCCCAUGCUCACCUAUCGCACACUUCAGCAUGCAGUCAAGACUCAACGCCGCAUCCAAGAACGCCAUGUUCUCACUACUGGCAUGGCUGCGCACCAAGCUCUAGACCGUGUUAACAAGCUGGAGAAGAUAGUGGAAUGCCAAUCUCGCUUCAUCUCACGCCUAUUUCGUGUGAUUCGCCACAUUGAGCACCGGAGAGACUCUUUCAGAAGGCCCUUCUUCUCACUGCCACACAUAGUCAUCUCAAGUGGUACUUAG
Microthlaspi erraticum is the source of this 1083-nucleotide messenger RNA. Lineage: Eukaryota; Viridiplantae; Streptophyta; Magnoliopsida; Brassicales; Brassicaceae. The record is from the annotation of a GenBank genome assembly.